AUGGAAGACGUCAGUCUGGGUAUCGAGGAUCUGCCCUACGAUCUUGCUGGUGAAAUUUUCCGCCAUCUUCCAUCUUCAGCCGACCUUCUCCACAUUGCUCAAGCAUCCAAGUCGCUUUACUAUGUGGCAAUCAGGAUACUAUACAGAGAUAUUCACUACGAGACCCUUUCAGACUUCUAUCAUAAUCUGCCAUUCUGGACACACAAUGUGCCCCAAAACAUAGCUCAAGUCCCCCGGUCAGUUCUUAUCGGACGAGAAUUGGGUCAAUCUUUUUGUCAGAACCCGCAUGGCCUUGCUUUGCCUAGGUCACCGCGAGCGAUACUUGCACUAUCUGGAGUCGAUGGAUCGAAAUCCGAAGAGAGUUUCCCUCCAGCAUUCUUGCCAUUACGAGAACUUUUGCUGUCCUUCCCCAAGCUACAGAGGCUCACAUUCCGGCAAGCUCGACUCACACAUGAAAUACACAGUUUCCUUGGCGAACUACCCGCAACUAUCCGCUCACUUGCUUUCGAGCAAUGUUCAUUCAUCUCCAAACCGAUAUUGUCAUCUAGGAGCGCCCCUACCACUUUCACCCAGCUCCCAGUCAAAGAACUUUGUAUUACAGGUACCCACACAGGCCGGUACCAACCACUUGGCAAUGUCCUGCAUAACUUACCAGUCAAUCUGCUAAUACCGCCGGUCGCCGGCUCGACUAAUGCGCUCAACGAAAGGCUAGUUCAGCUCGACAUGUACCAUAUUCUUACUCGUUCACCCAAAAUUCAAGCUUUGUGCUUGGACUGGAAUAUUACGUGCGCUGGGCGGUUUUCCAGGCACCCCGGUCUUCCUCCUCCCGCAUUCUCCUGCCUGGACCAUCUUGAGGUCAGACAUGGGAUGCGAAGUCACGCAGUUUGGAACGGAGAGGCAAACUCUACAGAAAACAAAUUAUUACUGAUGUCGGCUUUUGCCAAACUACUCGCUCCAUGCAACAGUUUGACAGAGUUGGUCCUUUUUGGUUACAUCCCCGGUCUUGGUGAUAAUGGGACCGCAAAACCAAUACUCCCUGCUCUAAUGAGCUAUACCGGCCCCACCGACUUCCUAAAAUCUUCUUUGCGCCAUUGUGAAAUGCUUCAAAAGCUCAUUUUCCCCGACGCAAUCAAGGACAUCGACACUGUUAUGUUGGAGGCACUGCCGUAUAACGCUAGAGAAUCUGUACGGUUUCUGGACAUCACGGUUGGCCAUUGGGAUAUCGAGGUGUUGUACGCCAUUAGCAUGGAACUACCCAGAUUGGAAGUGUUAAAAAUAAAGUACGAGGUUGGGUACCCUGACCAGGACAUGCUUAUCAGUUUUGGUCCAGAAUUCUUUUCACGGAUCCCCCAUCUCACCAUCUUUCACUUGUAUCGCCCUGAGAUAGAAUACGAUGAACUUCGAUGCCUCGGAGUUCACUCUCAUUUGUCAAAGUUCGUUGUCCCCUCUUCUCAGGCGCGCAAAAGCGUGAAGCCGAAGCUGAAGCUUCCCUCAAAGUCUCGUGCGCCUAGUCCUCGUGGGUCGGGUCCCGCAGUGGCAGAUCAUCCCAAUACGGACACUGAUUCAGACUCGGAUUUCACUGUCGGAUCUACAACUAGUGCUAGCAAUAGCAUGGUCAGUAGUACAGCCAGUAUCAGCACAAGCGCUAGUUCAAUCAACUCGAACCAGAGUAUAACUACUGGCUCAGCUAGCGCAGGUCAGAGUUCAAGCACUGGUACAGUUGGCAGUGUGCCCGACAUCAGCCAGGGCCCAAGCAUCGUUACAGCUAAUAGUGUGGCUGGUACAAGUCAGAGCUCAGGCAUCGGUACAGUCACCGGUACAGCUUACACAAGCCAAGGCCCUGUUUCCACUACAGCUAACAGUGCCGCCGGACUCCACGCCACUGUAUAUCAUACCGUACAUCCAAUCCACCAUCCUCAUCAUAUUGGGCCUCAGUAUACUACAGGACACCGUUGGAGGUGCAUAUGCCAAAACCGUCCAUUACCGAAAAUACCUGUACCUGACCUCGGACCUUGUGGUCAACCUGAUGCUCAUGAGUACAUGGCAAGUUGGGAAAAGUAUGCGCCUGGGCUACGAGAGGUCCGUUUGGUGGAUGCAUUUGUGUGGCGGAGGGCUGGUGUAGGCGAUGAGUGGUGUAGGAGGGAUUUGAAAGACCCAAUCGAUGAGGAAGAGCAAGAGUUGGGUAAUGAUGGUUACUGUCGAUGCAAUCCUGAUGUUGACGAUGAAUCGUUCGUUUGA
Messenger RNA from Lentinula edodes (shiitake mushroom), 2238 nucleotides. RefSeq lists its product as uncharacterized. Bases 1 to 2238 code for a protein of 745 amino acids. Lineage: Eukaryota; Fungi; Basidiomycota; Agaricomycetes; Agaricales; Omphalotaceae. The record is from RefSeq and is a predicted model, not a curated record. The transcript is spliced from 2 exons. Gene Ontology annotation, molecular function: protein binding.